CGGGCUUAUAUAAACGGGCGGCAGACGCUUCGCCUUCGCAGAAUCGUAUCCACCGUCGCUGGACGACACACCACCGCCAAGCCACGCAAACGUUCUUCUGCGUUUCCGUCAGCUGCCACCCCCGGCUUCCGUCAGCAUCAAGAUGCAGCCCAAAGUAACGAUCCUGUGCACGCUGCUGGCGUUCGUAAUCGUCGUCGCGGUCUCAAGCCUCAUAGUGGACGCAAUACCGCACAGCCAUGAAAGUUAUUGGGAUCAGCAGGAUGACAUAGACCGGGACGAGUUCCUAGAGAUACUCUCUCGCCUUAGUCGCACCGUAAUGAGCCAUCCUGAAAUGGAAAACACCAAACGGGGAUUGGAUUUGGGUAUCAGUCGCGGCUUCAGUGGUUCUCAAGCAGCGAAACAUUUGAUGGGACUCGCAGCAGCGAACUAUGCCGGCGGUCCUGGACGAAGGCGUCGUUCCGAACAAGCGUAGAUGCCACACACAAUCGCCGAUGCAGUGAAAUUAUUAUCCGUAACAUCACGUUCGACUCGACCCUCCUACCACUCUGUCUCUACCUCGAGCUUCAAGCUGAUGUGAAAAUUUGCCGUUACCGUGGUGGUGUGACUAGGCGAGCGCUCACGCGCUCGAGAGAUAUUCGGCCAUUAAUUCCACUUAGACUUACAGCACGUUGGGGAGUGUUAUAUUGUAGCGUACAUCUUUGUCUCCUCGAAUCGUAAAUAACAAGCAAGCUCGACGCCAAAAAUUACGGCCCUAGUGAGUCGUUUGAAUGUUACACGGGGUGUUCCCAGCGUCGAUCGAGCUCUACCUAUAGUCUAUUCAUCUCCCCUGCAGCCUUUGCACUCGAAAGUCUUCGCGCACCUCAAUCUCAACUAGUUACACCACUGAUCGCUCGUGCCACGCUGAUUUGCGCGCGCUGCUGAAUUGUAGAUUUCUUCCGGAACAUAAAUUUUUUCGCAAUGACGCUACUUGGAGACAAAAUCGAUUCGGCUGGAUCUCGCGUAGGCGCUCCGACCGAAAGUUAAUUUCACAUGGAAAUGUAUACGAGUCUUUCUAGUCGUAGGAUCGCCACGAGAAUUGAAAUGUUUCAAAGACAGUUAACUUUAAUUGAGCGCAGAUCCGGCUGGAGAUAGAGAACACAGUUGUAUCAAUUAAUAAACGACACGCCAUGAAGAAUAUUGGGGAUUGACUGAGCUCAGCUGUAGCUCGCCUACACGCGCGACCGAAAUCGAUGUUUCGCAAUAAUUUGGUAGAUUAACAUUGUUUGAAUAUAGUCGGUUUUCGCGACUCCGUGUCUUCCGCUCUUUGAGUCAGCGAGGAAAAAUUCCCAAUCACCGAACGGGAGAAAACGUCUCCAAGUGUGUCAUUGUUGCGUGCCCGUCGCAAAAAUUGAUUUUCCAUCUGGACUAUAUUGCAUGCGCGCGCGCGCGAGUCGUACGCGGAUUAGUAACUUUAUCCAUCCCACGAGAUAAAUGAAGAGGAUACAGUGGAGGCGGCAUUUCGCUGAUCCGACAGGCUCCUGCGAGUCGAUGACGCUCCACUUCCGGGCUGGAUUUAUUCUAGUCAUUAUUAUCCGCAAUUGAAAUCGUAUACAAGCUCGUCCUCGACGUUUCCCCGAGCGAGCCACGCGCUAGCGAGCUUUUUCCCUCCCUAAUCGCACAGAAUGAUUUUUUCCCUAUGCGCAUGAUCGAAACGCUCGUUUCGUUAUAUUUUCAUGUCCCGACGUAUUGCAUGGUCAUGUCUGUUUCCCAAUCUCGCCCUACUCCUUCUCUUUUUCCGAUUUUCCUAGUGAAUCUUGUAAAAAAAGAAAAAAAAAUAAGAAAGAUCAUCGUACUAUAUGAUAAUUGUAUAAUCGGUGUUACCGCUGGUUUAGAUUAGGCGUGCUUAAACUUUGUCGACGAGGACGACACGUGAAUUUCUCGUCGAGAUCAAGAAAGAUGGUGAUUUCUUGUGCGAGGAAUAUUGUAUAUUGGUCUCGAACGAUCGUGUGUCACUACUUUUCUUUCAUUUUAAGAAUAGAAAGCUCCUCUCUUAUGAGACGUGAGAUCGCUCGAGACUGGCUUUGAAGAUCCUACUACUUCAGAUCACUUUGUUUGAUCAAUUUCGACGUAUUAUCUAUGCCUGUACACACAGAAGAAAUACACAGAGAAAAUCAUCCUACUCUACUAAGAAAAGCAAUUACUCAGUUUAUUUUCCUUCUUUUAAGUAACAAUUAUCCCCCUUCGACGGAAAAUAUAUUCUUAACGGUAGACUUGAAAUCUACUCAUGGAAAAAUUUUAGAAAAGCUCAUUAUAAUGCGCUGAAAAGAAGAAUUCAUUCUCUUUGCAAGAAUAUAUCGUACACUGAGAAAAAAAUACUUGGAAAUUUAUUUCUGGGAUGUAAAGUUUGUUUAUGUGAAAUAAACUUUAUUUCUGUGAAUAAACUUCUUAUCUUAUAAAUAAGUUCACAAAUAUUUUUCCUCGGUGUAAAAUUUUAUCGAAGAUAACUGGUUCGACUUUAUGCAAAUAAAAGUAUAAAUCGAAUUUUUGUUUAUUCAAAGUUCUUGAAUGAAAUACAGAACCUGCAAGGAAUCAGGAUGUUUUGAAUAAAUUUGAUAUUUACGAUGAACUUAUGAUACAUUUGCGAAUAUCAAUAAAAACCAUUUACUUAAAUGCAGUAUGUAUAUUUCUGUGUGUAACACGCUACAUAACACGCCACACGUGCACUGGCUGCAUCGUGCUCGCGUAGAAAAAUUAAAAUGCUGUAUUAAAGCGUGGCGUAUAUAUAUAGAGAUAGCGAGACAUUUCGUCCCUUUUCGUGUUACAGAUUAUCUCUCGUUAGAUUUAGUCCGUAGACAUCAGGGGUGCGCAACGUUCUAUUUUAAUUCGCUUUGAGAUUAAAACGAGCAGCGAAAUGGCUCAUGUUGCAUUAGUCGCCUUUUUUUCCAUAGCACCGUUACGUUACAUAUUCGCAUCGCGGAGAUAUUGUAGAUGAAACAAUAAAUCGCAAAGUUAACACACAUGCCAUUUACAGUUUUUCAAUUUAACCCGAUUAAAUUAGUUGAAAUAACAAAGCGGCCUUUGUUAUCCCAAACGCCGCAAGCAAACCGGCCGUAAUUGAACAUUGUCGAGUGACCUUUUUGCAGUGCGGGCUAAUUUAUUUUAAUUUUAAACCAACUGCGGCCCACUUGGAUAUCUCAGUUGCGCAUUCCUGUUAAUAGGUGAUAACCAAAGUACACAUGUGAGUGUUGAUAAUGUUUCUAAACACGCUUGAGAAGAUUAUGCGCGAUAUAAUCCAAAGAAUUCGGAGCAACGGCUCGUUGAAUAAAUACUGCGAUGACGUUUCUUUCAAAAAUUGAGAGUAUCUGGAAACUUUUAUGUGUACUCUACACAUUUAUCUUAGAAAUCAGAGAUUAGAAAUUAUAAGACGAUAAAAAUUAUGAUCGUGAUGUCAAGCGUCAAGUCGCGCUGACAUACGUUUUAAAACGAAUGCGCACUAUUUCAGCUUAUAGGAUAAUGUAAAGCUUAUAAAAUAAUAUAAUAACUAACAAGUAUUUAAACAACUGCAAGAAAAGAUACGGCAUUUAUCCUACCGUUUCGCAUGACAUACGAUUUAACGACGUGUUGCUUCGAAUCCUCACACGAUAAUCGCGUCGUCCAAUUGACAGACGACGAGUUUUAUUUCCUCGUAAAAUUAUUUAGUAUUCUAGAAAUACAACACGCGAAUGUGUCCACGGACGAAGCGAUCCGUUCGAUUGUGAUCGCAGAGUCCCGUUUGGUUAUCACCGACACCAGAGCGAAGCGCGUGAAGUCGAGACCUGUCGUUUCUGUGUAUUAUAAAGAGAUUUAUUGCCUCUCUAUAGUGAAAACUGAUCGUAAAUAAAAGUUACCUACUUUAACCCA
Molecule: messenger RNA, 3879 nt
Organism: Odontomachus brunneus
Lineage: Eukaryota; Metazoa; Arthropoda; Insecta; Hymenoptera; Formicidae
Gene: Dh31
Product: diuretic hormone class 2
Exons: 4
Coding region: 143-472 (109 amino acids)
Biological process (GO): body fluid secretion
Molecular function (GO): diuretic hormone activity; G protein-coupled receptor binding
Source: RefSeq, a predicted model, not a curated record